UCCAUGCUCUUUCGAGUUGUAAAUGUUUGCUUGGCAGUUUAGUUCAUUUCGCCAUCAUAUUUCAGAAAAAGCAUAAUUGCGAUAUCGAAACUGAACAGUGAUUGGGCCAAUGAUCUGUUGUGUGUGUCUGUAAGUUAACUCGUGUGACAAACAUGUUUUUGUCUUCACCAAAUUGCAUCAAGAAUAGCGAAUGCUAAGUUAAAUGUUUGGAGAUCUGUAGAAACUGAAUGCUCUGCAACAUCACUUUGAUCAUAAAAAGUGGGAGUGGUGUAGAGUCUGAGCGGAAGAGGAGGUUUAUUGCUUUAUUCGUUCCUCUGUGCUCCACCCUCUCCCCUGCUCCCAUUCCCUGCUCUGUGGAACUCUGGGAUUGUUACCAGCUGCUCCGUUACCCACGGCAACACCGGAGCUCCUGCUCUUUCUUCAAAUGACACGACAGCAACCGUUCAGGGUCUGAUGUGGCCCCUCCCCGUCCUGCAGUGAAACCGCGGGGUAUCAGACCCUCUUUCUCCGAGGUUGACCUCCUCAAUCCCGACCCCUGUCUGAAAGCCCAAGGCAGGUGUAUGAUCCAGAAAUGUGGGCACUAAAACAGUAAUGCAAACAGGGAAAAUGAACUUGAAAUAUCUGCUCUUUCGCGGGCGAAGGACAGGGCCAUGGGUGUUGGGAGGGGGGCAUCUGACCCUGAACGGCGGGAUUGAGUCGCCACGGUGAUGGCGACAGCAGCUCUGAGAACGGGCGGCGCCAUGGCGGGGGACUGCAGCCGGGCCGAAGACUCGGGGCCGCCCCUCUCAGCACACUCGGGGGGCUCGGGCGCCUGCUGGGGCGGCCGGGCCGAAGACUUCGCCGGCCAGAUGAACGAAAACGGCAUCAUCGGGCUGGACCAGGUGAUGGAGGAGGCAGGUCUGGAGGCGGGCGGGGCGGAGGAGGACCUGAGCUUCCACCUGAGUGAGCUGCAGGACUGUCAAUCACCUGGAGGAGACGCCCUGUCGCUCUGUGACCUGGAUGAGCAGGGUUCAGAUAGUCUAGUAAGUGAGGAAGAUGGGGGUGGCUGGCUGAUGCACAGGCUGCCAGAGCGAGGCCGACCAUGUAACAUGACUGAUGAUGAGGAAGAGGAGGAGGAGGACACCAAUGACCCCAUGGAAAUCGCAGACUCUUUUUCUUUCGGUGCUAUUGAUCCCAGGGACAGACUGCAGCGGGCAGAGACCCCUGAACCUGAACUGGCAGAGGAAAGCGACUUCAGGUUCACGGGUCGGGUGGGAGGUUGUCAAGGCAAUCGCAGCAAAGAGGAAGUGGCAGCAGUGGAGGUCAGCAGGGACUCCCUGGGAGAGAGCCAAGAAGGGGGAUCACUCAGGAACACCCUGCCUGCACCCUCAGGUCUACCUCUGUCCCCAUUGCACCCUGCUGGAGGACCCCAGGAUGUCCUGAUGACCCCUGUCCAUCCACAUCUAACCAAUAGUCCUGGGUUCCAGAGUGAUGCCUUUACAGAGUUCCAGUCUGUCUUAGAGACUCAGGUGGAGUCGUGCCGCAGUCAAUGGAACCACAGCCUCAGAGACAGGAUCUCUCCUGAUUCCCAGGGGGAAGAGUCCCAGGAUGGGAGUGACUUUUCGUCUGUGUCCUGGUCUUCACAGCCAAUACGGGAGCUCACUCAGGACAACGGACAGGCAGUGGAGGAAUACGUGGGGGUGGAAGGGGCACUCGAGGGACCCUGCUCCUCUCCUCCCGCUUCUCCAUUACCAGGGACGAUGCCUUGUAUAACACAGGUCCCACUACCGUCUGCAUUGCAGUCUUCCCGCAAGGCUUGGAGGUCCCACUCAGACUGUGCCCCCUGUUUGGCUCCACCCAAGGGCCUCAGGACAUUGACAGGGGAGUCUCUAAAACGUGGGUGCAGCCGGGACAACAGCCGGUAUGGUAAAGGACAGCUACAUUACCCCCUGCCAGACUUCUCCAAGGUGGAGCCCAGGGUCCUCUUCCCCAAAGAGGGCUACAAGCCGCCCAAGAGUAAGGGCUGCCCCCGAAAGAAGACUCCGGGCAGUGAGAAACCCCUGGUCUUCAAGUCCCCUGCUGACAUAGUGAGAGAAGUUCUUCUGAGCAGCGCCGGCCCCCCGGCUCCAGCCGGGCCCCAGGGGCCCCUCGAUGCCACCGUGCCGCAGGAGUUUCGCUCCCCGCGGCAGGCCAGCGUGCUCGUGCAUCAGCUGCAGGAGGACUACAACAGACUGCUCACCAAGUACGCCGAAGCUGAAAACACUAUCGAUCGUCUCCGGCUGGAAGCUAAGGUCAACCUGUACUCCGACCCUCCGAAGCCCAGUCACCCUGACUACACAGGCACCCUCAAUAUGGGGUCAAAGGUCAUGACUGUGACCCUUCCUUGGGCCCAAAGGGCACAGCUGAGCCCGAUCGUUGUUUCCACGGGAACUGAUCCAGGGAAAACUGUAGAAACGGGUGAUUCUCCCACAGUUCCUUCGUCUUCGGCCUACACUUCCACCUGCAGCUUGGGCCCACAAUUUGGAGAAUGUCUGACUGAGUCCUUAUCCAGGCAGGCUGGGAGGUUCAGGAUGCAGGUUGACUCUUUUGAAGAGCUUCUGACGGGAGGGAGACUGAAGCCAUUUGAGCAGGUGCUGAAGGGCCUCUCCUGCCUGGCUCAGGGACAGGGCUCUUUGGAGAGGGGGUACCUGAGGGCGAGGGAAGAGCACAGACUUCAGCAGCAGCAGGGGAGAGAUCCGGGGCCCUUCGACCCACAAAGGGAGCUGGAGGGGGAGAUCUUCCGCUUGGGAAUGCGGUUGGAGGAUCUGAAGGAGCAGGUUCAGCCCGGGGCUCAGCUCCAGCCUUUUUCCACACCCUUAACACCACUAACGCACCUCACCAUGGGCCCUUCCACAGCCAGUACCCCCUAUCCCCACCCUGAGAGCCAGCCAUCACCCCCUGGGGGAGGGGCCAGGGUGUUGACGGGCAUGCCGGUGUGUGUGGCCAGUGGGGAGAAAGAGGGAGAGGGAGAAGGAGGAGAGAGAGAGGAUGAGACGGAUGAGAGACGGCCCACCCCUCUUCCAUGGGCGCGGCGUCACAGGUACCAGCACGGGGAGAUUGACCUCAGCCACCCGCCACAACAUGUCCCAGAAGGCACUCGGGAAGGUGUUCUGGGUCCAUCUCCCGGAUGCGGCCAGCAGGAGCCCCUCCCACUGCGCCCUAUGUUGCCACGGCAACCAAGCCAGGACAAGCGGUGGGGUGGAAGCAGGUCUGGCAGCGGGAGUCCUGCGAGUGCAGCAGAGAGCGUCGCCUUUGAGGGUCCAUCCAAACCACAGAGCAGCCUCAGGAGAGCGCCCCCGCAGGACGGGAUCAUGUCACCAGAGACCGACAGUGGCUUUGUGGGCUCUCAGAGCAGUCACCUUAAUCUGCUGGCACCCAGCCCUCCCAGGAAGGAGGCACUAGCGAGUCAGUCUUCCCCUCUGGAAGGGGGAGGAGACCAGAUGCUGCCAAUCAAUACUCAGGCCCACCUUAGCUCCGCCUAUCAGGGAAUCACCUCAUCGGACCGUUCCACUGCUGUCGCCAGGGUCCCUGAGGUUCAGCCAUCUGCAGAGAAGAGCGGCUCCCCGAGACAGUGGCCGAACAGCUCGACCAGCGAGUUUGAGUCUGAGAGCGAGCGUUCCCACAGUUCAGCUGAAGAUGAAGACGAGAUUCAGAGUGUCUGUUACACCCAACCAGCCAAUCAGAGCCCACACCAUCAGAGGAGACCCUCCCUCCCCGGACUCCAUCGCCAUGGCAACUCCUUCGGUGUCCAGGGUUCUGACCACCCGGCAGAUCGACAUAAGGCCCUCCAGGCCUUGCAGGCUGAGAUGAGUAUGUUGAGUGAGGAGCUGGAGGGCAGUCUACGGACAGGCAAGUCGUCAUACCCCAUCACAGUGCCCCCUUUAGUCCAGGAGGUCCCACGGCACUCCCUGAACAGCUCCAAAAUAUACCCCAGGUUUGUUCGGUACCCCGAGGAUAAAAGGAGAGAAGAAGAGGGAGAGCAGGAAGAUGAGGGGCAAACGGAGGAGGAAGAGGUAGAAGGGGCCCCAUAUGAGAGGUCUUCCCCUGUCACGCUCAGGCCGGAGCUGGAUAUCAUCACUGACUCUCAGCACUCCCAGCCCACCUCUAAACCGCUGUCCUACGACCGGCAUAUCCCACAAUCCGUGGGAGCCCAGCGGAGGCGGUGGCAGAGGUGCAGGAUUGGGGAGGAAAGCACAGAGCCUGUGGAACACAGAGAGCCCUACACUGGACACCAAAACCAUAUGGCAGCAUCUGGGGGUCCUGAUGAGGUCAACCAGAGGCAGAGCCACUCAAUCCAUGCCCAAAAUGACAUCAACAAGAACCGUACCGGAGGCAGGGCUGCAAGCCACAACACCUGCCCCCACUCUGGGUACUGUGCACGUUGCCCGGGUUCGAGGCCCUGCCGCAACAGGUCCAACUCAGGCCAUUCGAUGCACAGGACCUCAGGCUCCACCCAUCACAAUGUCUGGCCACUGGGCUUCACCCACAGGACGGAUGGAGGCGUGUUCCUGACAUCCCCUCCCCCUCCUGUGCUGGGCAGUGUGCCACUGGUGCAGUAUGUGCCUGUUGCUCCAUCCAUGCUCUACUACUCCUCCCCUGUCUCCUGGACCCCCGCCACGUAUGCGCAGUCAUUGGACGGAGGAGGGCGCGGAGCGCGUAGACACGCCCACACGGCGGACCGGGAGGCCCUCGGCGACUCUCUGACCCGAGCCAUCGAGGCGGCCCGGCGCAUGAGGGCCACGUCUCGACGCAUAGCCCGCUCGCUCUCUGCCAGCAUUCAGCACCAGGGGGCGCUCUCGCUGUCAUAGGCCAGAGGCGGGGCAGUCAGCACCGAGUUACUUAUGUAUUAACGCUUUCAGUGCCAAGAGUGCCACGUGCCACUCAAGCAUACUAUUGUUUUGAGCCCCUAUUGAAACCUGACAGACCUGCUUCCUUGUAAAGCCUGCUGGCUGGGUGCUCUGCCAUGAAGAAGCUAGUCUGAACCACGGUAAAUAAGAUAGUCUGAACCACAGUAAAAGGCGAUGGAGAUGGUGGCACAUGAAAUGAAAAAAAACGAGCCGUCACCUCAUGAACAGCAUUCAUUCUCACAAGAGGUGACGUCUCUUUUUCUAUAUGGUGUGCCACCAUCUCCAUAGCCUUUUACUGUGGUUCUUUGUCUUAUUAAUGUAUUACUGAUUAACCCUUGCUUAACCAGAACUCUUCCACAAAAUGCCAUAGGAUCAUUAAUGAUCAAUGAAGUGAAUAAGGACUUUGUUUAUAAUACUAUUGCAUCUCUGUCUGUGGACCAAAUAAACAAAGCAAUGGCCUAAAACCUAGAUAAUACUACCCUCUACUGGCCCAUUGACCAUGUACCAUGUGCUAAGCAGCCCAGACGGGUUAAAGAAGUGUACUGGAUAGUAUGGCUGCUGGCAGACAGCCCCAACUCUCAGCACUGUCCCCAUCUCAGGGUUACCCAUAAGCCUUGGGUUUUUCAUUCUUCAUUUUUUAUGAUGCACAUGAUUUGCAUCAUUUUGUGUGCCUCUGAGUGUGCAUGCCUCUGUGUAUGUUUGUGUGAGUGUGAAGGACGUGAAAUCGAUGGCAGCUAUUUCGAGCUCUUGAUGACUUUGUUUAAAAGUCAUAUGUUUACUCCUGAGAAAUAAAAUGUUUUGCUCUAGAUUGUUGCUGUUCUACAUGAAAUAGAUUAAUCAAUAUAAAAAGUAGUUCUGGAGGAUUUGUAAAGUUCUAUUAUUUUCAAAAGGCGAGCUAAUGGACCAUAUAGCUACGUAAUGGACUACAUGACUACAUCAAUGGACAAUAUUACUGUAUUGCCAUUGGACGGACAUUAGCGCCUCUCCCCUGCUGUAAGGAAACAUGAGUCCUUUGGAAAGCAGUACUCAUUCACUGCAUCUUUUUGAGCAGCGGCAACCACUUCUUCCAUUUGAGAGGCUUAGUGUGUGGCUGUUCAUGGUAUCUCAGCACUUAAACUUAAAGCUAUCGCUUGAGUCUCACUGUUCUGCAAUUUGUCCAAUGAGAGCAGAGGAAGGUGUUCAUAGGUGAAGUUUGCACAAAAUGUAGCCCUUGCAGUGGCCGCACUCCAAAAAAACAACACAGUUACUCCUACAAAUGAUUUAUUCACGUCUUGGCUACCUGCAAGAUAUGGGGUGUGCUCAUAAUUCCGCUUUUCACAGCCAAACUCAUUUUGUAUUGCCAAGUCUCUGUAGUUGCAAAGUGUUCUGAGGUGAAUUCAGUUCAACAUUCUCAUGGAAACAUAGCUAAUAUUUUUUCCCUGACACAUGCAUGACUGAAAAUGAAUGAUUAAAAAUUGUAUUAAAUGACACCCCCUCCCCCCCUCCCCCCUUCAUUUUUGUGAAAAGUCCAUGAAAGACUGCCUUCAUUGUUUAAAAAUGUAGACAUUUAUUUCAUGUGUUCUUAUGUAUUAUCUUUUAUUAGACCUGUGUUAAGAUGCAUUCCAUCUGAUAUCACUUUUUCUUAGUUAGGUAAUGAACUGUUUUAUAUUUGUGAAGGUGUUUAGACAUCUACAAGUGUUUUGUAUUUAAAAUGUUUUUACUGUAUUCUAAACAAAUGUAACUUCAGAUAUUUUGUAUUACUUCAACAAUGUAAAAAAUGAAAUCUUUUGAAAUUAUUUUGUAAAGAAUACAAGAAUUUUGCAGAAA
Conger conger (European conger) is the source of this 6671-nucleotide messenger RNA. RefSeq names its product microtubule organization protein AKNA-like. Gene Ontology annotation, cellular component: centrosome. Gene Ontology annotation, biological process: neuroblast division in subventricular zone; neuroblast delamination; epithelial to mesenchymal transition. The record is from RefSeq and is a predicted model, not a curated record. The transcript is spliced from 23 exons. NCBI's taxonomy places the organism in Eukaryota, Metazoa, Chordata, Actinopteri, Anguilliformes, Congridae. Bases 708 to 4826 code for a protein of 1372 amino acids.